Messenger RNA from Didymodactylos carnosus, 771 nucleotides. NCBI's taxonomy places the organism in Eukaryota, Metazoa, Rotifera, Eurotatoria, Philodinida, Philodinidae. The record is from the annotation of a GenBank genome assembly.
AUGCCCCACGGUCUAUCAGUAGACAAAAGUGGCAAUUUAUGGUUAACCGAUGUUGCCAUGCAUCAAGUAUUCAAAUAUGACACAAGUAAUAUACCCCAAUUAGUGCUAACACUGGGCGAAUCAUUUGUACCGGGAUCGGAUAAAUCACAUUUUUGUAAACCGACGGAUGUUGCUAUUACUAAUGAUGGACAAUUUGUCUACGUUGCUGAUGGCUAUUGUAAUGAGCGAAUUGUUAAAUUUGAUUCAAAUGGAAAAUAUUUAACAGAAUAUAAAAUGCCCGCUAAUCAACGUACGUUGCAUUGUAUCUCUCAAACUAAACAAAGUGUCGUUCACUGUAUAGUACGUAUUUGGUUUUUAGGACAACUACUAGUUCCACACAGUUUAGCGUUAAUCGAAUCAUUAGAUAUUCUUUGUGUGGCUGAUAGAGAAAAUGGAAGGGUUGUUUGCUUCGAUGCUGGUUUAGAUUCACAAUCAAAUGAAGGUCAAGUGCAAUCAAUAAUUCAACAUCAGACAAUGAAAACUGUUUAUGCUAUCACUUAUGAUCAAAACAAUGAACGUUUGUAUGUUGUUAGUGGUGGUAGUUCGGGCAACAAAGCACUAGGAUAUACGUUCAGUGUUGAUCCUGAAUCAUUCGGUUUAUUAUUAACAACAUGGAAACCAGUAGAAAACUUUGGUGAACCACAUGAUGUUGUUGUAAAUAUCAAUAGUCGUCAAGUAUUUGUUGGUGAAAUUCGACCAAAUCGUAUCGAUGUAUUUAAUGUGAUUAAUUAA